AGAGGCUGGGGGGGUGGGAAGGGAGGCAGCAGGAUACUCCAGCGACUCCCUACAGUUUUUUAGCACGCUGCGCUCAGCGAGGACCGCAGAAUGACUGCUCCUGCCUCCCAUGUAAGGCUUUUCUGUGAGCUCUGCUUCUCUCUGCUUUUAUUUAUUUUUUCUCGUCGCUAGACGUCGGAAGACAUUCGGCUCCUCCCCCCAGCAACACCAGCCAGGCGGCUCCGUCUCAUGUGCUGGGAGGGGAAAGUGAAGCUUCAGAUUUUACUUCUUUGAUUUAAUUUUUUUCUCUCUGUCUUAACUAGGGGUCCAAGCACCACUGGUGCCGGAUCCCUAUGAUUUUUGUUCGUAUCUUUUUGAGUUUCCCGCCAAGACCAUGCCGGUGGUCGGGGUAGCUUCCAAACUCAGGCAGCCCACGGUCGGGUCCAAACCCGCUCAGACAGCGCUGCUCAUCCCCAGGCCGAGCCAGUCCACCGUGUCCCUGUCUGCGGAGCUGAAAGGGACUGACCUGUCUAUGCACUCUUAUCAAUUGUCACUGAAAUCUGCCUGCGAGCGCAGGGCGCCGAGGGAGACCCCGGGACGGACCACGGAACUGGACGACAGGAAGAUCUACACUGAUUGGGCCAAUCACUUCCUGGCCAAAUCCGGCUGCCCACGGCUUAUCAAGGACCUCACACAGGACAUCACCGACGGCGUCCUACUGGCGGAGAUCAUCCAGAUCAUAGCAAAUGAAAAGGUGGAAGACAUCAAUGGCUGUCCCAGGAGCCAAUCGCAAAUGAUCGAGAAUGUGGACGUCUGUCUCAGCUUUCUGGAAGCCCGGGGAGUCAACACGCAGGGCCUCUCCGCCGAAGAGAUCCGGAAUGGCAAUCUGAAGACCAUUCUGGGGCUUUUCUUCAGCCUGUCCCGCUACAAGCAGCAGCAGCAGCAACAGCAGCAGUACUAUCAGUCCCUCGUGGAACUCCAGCAGCAAGUUGCACAGCAGGCCACUGGGGCGGCGCCACUGAGUUACCACAAGUCACAAGAAAUGCAGUCGAGCAUCACUGCCAGAUAUGCAGCUCCCCCGGGUCACAGCGGAAUGCCCCCCCCUCAGAAGAAAGCCACACGGCUACCGGGGCCUCCCAGGGUGCCUGCCGCUGGCGGCGGGACCGGCAAGGCCCAUGGGGCGACCAACCUGAACCGGCGCAGUCAGAGCUUCACCAGCAUAGACAAGAACAAGCCUCUGCAGUACGCCAGCGGCAACGACCGAGAAUCGGUCUCAUCUAUCCCGCUGCCCGGCAUAAAUGGGAGCCUCCCACUGCCUGCCUGCACCAACGAGCAGCAGCUGGUCUCUGCCAUCCCGUCCCCCAGCACCAGCAAACCCUGGCGCAGCAAGUCCAUGAACAUGAAGCACAGUGCCACCUCUUCCAUGCUGGCAGUGAAGACGCCAAGCCCAGCCACCUCCCCCACGCCGCCACCAGCCCCCAGCCCCACCCCCAUGCUUGGCCUCGCCUCUGAUCGUCUCAGGCCCCCACUGGCCGAGGCGGGAAAGGCAGCUGCCGGGGGCCAAAGGUCUAUGCUUGAUAGGUUCAAGCUUGUCAACACGCGGCCAUCGCCACGACCUUCAGCGUUCCCCAGCCCUGGGUCGAUGGCCGAGAUGCCCCUGCAGGAGGAGGAGAUCAUCCUGGAAUAUGGAGAGGAGGGCCUGAUGGGACCGGGCUCCGCCUGCAGCAGCCUCAGGCAGCCUCUCAAGUCUGGCCUGGUGAAAAACUCCAGCAAGACCUCCGGCAGCAAGGCUCCGGUCCAGCCUAAAGACAAGGAGGACAAGGGUAGGCCCAAGAGCAGAGCCAGCACCCCCAGCCGGGAGGAGAAGGAGCAGCCUACUGAUACCCCCAAGAAGACCUCGAAGAUCGCCAGCCUCAUCCCCAAGGGGGGGAAGUCCUCAGCCGUCAAGAAGGAGGGCAUCCCUCCGCCAUCCAGCGGGAUUCCCAAGCCGGGCACCAAGGUCUCUCAAAGCGGCACCAAACCAGCAACCUGUCCAGCCAGUCUGCCCGUCGUUGGCCGUGAAGGCGAGACAGGCAAACCGGCCAAGGGGGGCCAGGCCUACCAUGCACCACGGCCGCUGGGGGGACUGGCAGGGCCGGGGGGACGCCGCACCAGCAUGGUGUCCUCAUCAUCAGCCUUAGGCCUGAACGGAGGGCCCGUGCCCGGAAACGGGGCAGUUCAGCUGCCACAGCAGCAGCAGCACAACCAUCCCAACACGGCCACCGUCGCCCCUUUCAUAUACAGGACCUGCUCUGAGAAUGACUGUGCCAGUGUGGCCCCCACUGACCCCUGCCUCAGCCCCUCCAAGGAGGACCUGGUAUACAGCAAGACGGCCAAACAGUGCCUGGAGGAGAUCUCUGGGGAAGACCCCGAGGCGAGGCGGAUGCGGACAGUGAAGAACAUCGCCGACUUGCGACAGAACCUGGAGGAGACCAUGUCCAGCCUACGUGGGACGCAGAUCAGCCACAGCACCCUGGAGACCACCUUCGAUGCCACAGUGACCACGGAAGUCAAUGGGCGUGGCCUCCCCGCCCUGACCAGCCGCUCCUCCCCCAUGUCCUGGCGCUUGAACCAAUCCCCGAGCCCCCGCCUGCAGGCUGGCGAUGCCCCCUCUCUGCCAACCAGCUACCCAUCUCCCCGCUCAGCCGGCGCCAACCGCUACGGUCCCACGGACCCCGGGCGAUUCAUGUACGCUGGGCCCCUGUGGCGGGGGCCGACGGGGAUGCGGGCCGCGGAGAUGGCGGAGAAGGCGGGGGUGGAGGGGGUGGCCGAGGGCGGUGCGGAGACAGACGUGGGGGGGUACAUGAGCGACGGGGACAUCCUGGCGAAGAACAGCAGGCCGGAGGAUGCCGGCAGCGGGUACCUGACGGACGGGGGCCUGAACCUCUACUCCCGGGGUGUGAGCCGCACGCCAGAUUCCACCAGCGUCCGUGACGCUGUGCAGAAGGGGCUCGCUGGCACGCAGGUGGACCCGGACAGUUGGGACGACAGUAGCUCAGUCAGCAGCGGACUCAGCGACACGCUGGACAACAUCAGCACGGAUGAUCCAAAUACUUCUUCCUACACUGACAUCACCGCCUCGCCCCGCAAGAGCAAGGAGCCCCAGGUGGGCAAACCCAAGCACAUGGCUGCAGAGGUCAACUGCAGUGGAGGUGGAGGGGGAGGUGGCUGGCCUGUGGGGGAGGAGCUGAAGGCAGCGGAGGAGGAGCUAUUGGCAGCCAUAGACCCCGCCUCCAAAUGGAAGCAUGAGGAUGUGGAGCGUGCAGGACAAAAGAUGGGACUGCCCUUGUCCCAGACGGGCUCCUGGAGGAGGGGCAUGACUGCGCAGGUGGGCAUCACGCCCCCCAGGACUAAAGGCACCACCGGGACCUUCAAAAGCAUCGGUAAGACUGAUGAUGCAAAAGCCUCAGAGAAGGGCAAGGCUGCACCCAAGAACGCCAGCAUCCAGCGCUCGCCCUCCGACGUGGGGAAGAGCAGUGGUGAUGAGGGGAAGAAGCCCCCCACGAGUCUUACCCGCCCCCCUACUGGUGGCUCCUUCGGGUUCAAAAAGGCCGGAUCCCCUGGGACGCUGGUCACUGCAAGCGGGGCUAUGGUCGCUGGGAGCUCGGCCACUCUGGGCAAGCUGCCCAAGUCCUCAGCCCUCGGGAAGGGCAACGGGACGGGUGGCGGUGUCCGCAAGACCAGCCUGGACGAGUCGCAGCCGCAGGACGACAGUGAGCUCCUGGGUGUCGGCGCAACCAGGGGGCCGUCCCAGUUCUGCUCUCUGCCCCGUCCGGCCAAGUCGUCCACCAGCACUGUUGUGGGUCGCCCUGGGCCGGGUGGCAAGUCAGCUGGCACGGGCAAACGGCGGGAGGGAGGGAAGGUGGGAUCUGGCCGCUCCAGUCCCGUCACCAUCAACCAGACAGACAAGGAGAAAGUGGCUGUGUCUGAUCCUGAGACCCCGUGCCUGUCGCCCAAGUCCAGCCCUACCUCCACAGGCCAAUCCGGCCUCCGUCAGCCAGGCUCCAAAUACCCCGACAUUGCUUCCCCCACCUUCCGCAGGUUGUUUGCCGCCAAGGCCAGCAGCAAAGCCAGCUCUCCAGGAACUCCUGACUCAGGGAAGUGCCCAUCCCUGUUGGGCAGCCCCCACGGCACGCUGGCACGGCAAGUCAGCUUGGACUCGCCAUCCUCGGGGACAGGCAGCAUGGGCAGCGCCGGUGGGCAGAGCGGCGGCAGCAGCCCCCUGUAUGGCAGGGGCCCCGAGCUUUUGGGCUCUGGCGAUGCCCUGGGCCUGAGCCAAUCACCGGCCUCCAGCCCCGCCUCGGGCCUCUCAUUGGUGCACGGCGGCCGCCCCUGGGCCUCCCUCAAUAGCUCCUCUGCUGGUAGCAAGGACACGCUCAGCUACCAGAGCAUGACAAGCCUUCCCACCAGCUCCGAGUCCAUCGACCUUGUCGGCCACCACGCUUCGGGGCCCAAGGUGAUGCGGGCCGGGAGCAUCAAGUCCACACUGUCUGAAGGCUUGCCUCUGGACCGGAACACACUGCCCAAGAAGGGCCUGAGGCACCCGCCCUCGUCCCGGCAGGCAUGCAACGAGGAGGGCAAGGAGUGGCUGCGGUCCCACUCCACGGGGGGGCUCCAGGACACGGGGAGUCAGUCUCCUCUCUCUCCACCGGGGGCGUCCUCCACCGUGAGCAAGUUCACCUACUCCAACCUCUUGAGUCCCACCAACCUGACCAAGUUCACCCUCCCUGGGCCAAGCAUGAGCCGCUCCAACAGCAUCCCAGCCCAGGACUCGGCCUUCGACCUGUGCAGGGAGGCCCACGCGCUGGGGGGCAGCGCCACCUCCCUGGAGGAGCGUCCACGAGCCAUGAGCCGCUCGGGCUCCUUCCGGGACAGCAUGGAGGAAGUCCACGGCUCUUCCCUGUCGCUGGUCUCCAGCACCUCGUCCCUGUACUCCGCGACAGAAGAAAAGGCUCACUCUGAGCAAAUCAGGAAGCUUCGUCGUGAACUGGACGCCUCACAGGAGAAGGUCGCCAAGCUGACCUCCCAACUCUCAUCCAACGCUCACCUGGUGGCCGCCUUCGAGAAGAGCCUUGGCAACAUGACCUGCCGUCUGCAGAGCCUGACCAUGACCGCCGAGCAAAAGGAGUCCGAGCUGGCUGAGCUCAGGGAGACCAUCGAGGCACUGAAGACCCAGAACUCAGAUGCACAGACGGCCAUCCAGGUGGCACUCAAUGGGCCCGACCACCCACACCAAGAUCUGCAGGUCCGCCGCCAGCGCUCCUCAGACAGCAUGUCCAGCAUCAACAGUGCCACCAGUGGCAAUAGCCACGCCAGUAUGGGCAGCGCCGCGGAGGCCGAGGCCAAGAAGAAGAAGAAGAAAAGCUGGCUACGCAGCUCCUUCAAGCAAGCCUUCAGCAAGAAGAAGUCGGCCAAGCCACCGUCGCCCCAGUCCGAUGUGGAGGACCAGGCGGACUCUCCCUUGACCUCCUCGCCGAAGUCGCACGACGUCUCCGAGGAGACCAGCAGCAGCCCGCUCAAGUCCUCCCCCUCCGCCCUCGAGCUGUGCGACUGCACGGAGGCGGAGGCCGAGAUCAUCAUGCAGCUGAAGAACGAGCUGCGGGAGAAGGAGCUCAAACUGACCGACAUCCGGCUGGAGGCGCUAAGCUCCGCCCACCACCUGGACCAGAUCCGCGAGGCCAUGAACCGCAUGCAGAACGAGAUUGAGCUCCUGAAGGCAGAGAACGACCGGCUGAAGUCUACAGGAAACAUCACCCCCUCGUCCACUCCUGCCAAAGCGGUGCGCCCCCCCUCUGAGACCUCCAGCACUUCUUCGUCCUCCUCACGCCAGUCGCUUGGGCUCUCAUUCAACAACCUCAAUGUCACAGACACCAUCAUGACUGACAUUCUCCUGGAUGACGGCUAUGAAGGCAACUUACGAAAAGAGGGCCGCAGCAUCAGAAUCAUGGUCACUAUCAACAACAGCUCCAGCCGGACCAAGGGUUUCAAGUGCCAGGAAUACCUCAUCGGAUCCAUCGGAGUUGGCGGGCAAACCAAGUGGGACAUGUUGGAUGGAGUUGUGCAUCGCUUGUUUAAGGAGUACAUCUUCCGCGUUGACCCCCUGACCAGCCUGGGCCUGACCUCGGACAGCAUCAUGUCCUACCGGCUGGGUGACGUAGUACGUGCCCGUGGCUCUGAGGUGCCCGAGAAGCUGCCCUGUGGUUGCCUGGUGGGCGACAGCAAUGCCAUCACCAUCAGCCUCAAAGGUGUGAAAGAGAACAGCAUCGACGGACUGGCUUUCGACACGCUGAUCCCUAAGACCGUCAUCCAGCGGUACCUGAACCUUCUGGUGGAGCACCGGCGCAUCAUCCUGUCCGGGCCCAGUGGAACCGGCAAGUCUUUCCUGGCCAGUAAGCUGGCAGAGUUCAUCGUCGCCAAGUCGGGCCGGGAGGUCACGGAGACCAACGUGGCCAGCUUCAACGUGGACCAUAAGUCAUGUGAGGAGCUGCGGCAGUACCUGUCGACGCUAGCAGAGCGGUGCAACUCGGAAGACAGCGACUUGGAGAUCCCUAUGGUGGUCGUCUUGGACAAUCUGCACCACAUCAGCUCCUUAGGUGACAUCUUCAAUGGCUUCCUCAACUGCAAGUACCACAGAUGCCCCUAUGUCAUCGGGACCAUGAACCAAGGCAUUUCCUCCUCACCCAAUCUGGAGCUCCACCACAAUUUCAGGUGGGUGCUCUGCACUAAUCACACGGAGCCAGUGAAAGGCUUCCUGGGCCGCUUCUUGCGGAGGAAGCUGAUCGAGACGGAAACCGCCAAGAGUGUGAGAAGCAAUGACCUCGUGAAGAUCGUCGACUGGCUCCCCAAGACCUGGCAGCAUCUCAACAGCUUCCUGGAGGCCCACAGCUCCUCUGACGUCACCAUCGGUCCCAGGCUUUUCCUGUCCUGCCCCAUGGAUGCCGACGGUGCCAGAGUUUGGUUCACUGACCUGUGGAAUUAUUCGCUGGUGCCGUACCUUUUAGAAGCCGUGAGAGAAGGGCUGCAGCUGUACGGCAAGCGGGCCGCGUGGGAGGAUCCUUCCAAGUGGGUGAUGGACACCUACCCUUGGAGCUCCGCCUCCCUGCAGCAUGAUUGGCAGGGCCUGCUCCAGCUGAGGCCUGAGGACGUGGGCUACGACUCCUUCAGCGCCAAAGAGGGCCCUCUCAAACAGACGUCUCAUGGCGAAUCCGAGGGCGACCCGCUGAUGAACAUGCUGAUGAGACUGCAGGAGGCUGCCAGCUACUCCAGUGGCCAGGGCUGCGACAGCGACGACUCCAGUCACCGCGACAAGCCGCUGGACUCCUCGCUGGAAUCCACACUGUAGAAGAAUCCCCAGUACCAGCCCGCAUUGGGGACAGCGUGUGGCAGCCAGGACCCUGGGACAGGGUCUGUCAGGAUCCGGCCAAUCACGGAGAGACGAGUUCUGAUUCGUCGUGAUGUGUCAUUGUGCACAAGGGAUGCAGAGCUGGUGCCUCAAGGGGGCCAGGGGUUGGUGCCCUCAGACAAGAGGCCCCCCUCAAACCAGAACCACCCCCCUGAAUCAAUGACUGUUACCACACCCACCCACCCACCCCGGUCAACAACUUUUAUCGUUGCCACCCCCAGUCCAGCAGUCAACACUGCUUCGGUCAAAUAUUUCCUGGUGCUGACACUGCUGAGUCGCGGCCUUUAGUUUGCGAGACCGAGUGUCACAACGUGGCCCACAGGCAGUGCUAAAUAAUCGCAUCCAAGUUAAACUGGAAUUUCAAUUUUGUUUUACGGUUUUAUUUUGCUCGCCUGAAUAGCAGAUGUGCCGGGCGACUUUCCGACGUUUACUGAGGUGCUAUGGAGGGACUCCUCUCCAGCCCAAACCCUGACCUCGGCAGAGCCCACGCCACACCGGCCGUAUGACUGGUGCCAAUUUCUAGUUUACAAAAUCGCCGCCCCCGCUUAGAGGUCUACAUAGCCCCCUUUGCCAAAAAUAAAGCACAAAACACCCGUGCGACAGCCAGACGAUGACUACUGUGAAAAACUGGACGCUGCGAGGGAAGUAUCCGUGGGCGUGCUGUUCGCCUCUCUCCUCGGGUUUCAGAUCCACUGUCGUCUUCUUCGAUUCGCCUGCGUCAGACUCACAUAGCUACUUAUCCUCCUUUCAUGUGAACAAAGUACUAUAGCAACCGAAUGCUGCUAGCCAGAAAAACUACGUAAUUUAAGAGCAAAUUUCCAAAAGUCAUUCCAUGCAUUUGUUUGUUGUUUUUCAGACGAGGCAGCAAAUGACCUAAAGUUAGGCUUCCUCAUAAUCUGUUACAGUUUUGGGAACCAAAACUCACACAAUCCUCAUGUAAUCCAACAAAGAACUUGCAUUACGUUUCCAAAACUCACUAAGUCCAUAGACAUUUUUUUAAAAUGUAUCUCGUGGGCUGCGUGAGUUUUGGGAAUUUGCUCUUCGCUUAAGACAAAAAAGAAACACAGUUAUUAUUAAAGGACUGCGGGGGGAACCUAUGAAGGCGGCGAAUUCGACCAUGGUGCUUUCUCUCUGCCUUAAACGGACUCGCAGGGUGUCCAACGUGUUAGAGGAAAGGCGAAUCGACAGACAGAUCGCCAGGUGACCGUAGUCAGGCCUCAGUGGCGGGAGGAGGCGUGUUCUCACCAGAUGCAAGCGACUGCGCCCCCCCAUGCAAUGCCCUCUAUUCCCGUGGAUGAACUGAAACUAGGUGCAGCUACUCCUGCUGUCGAGCUUUCCAUCACAGCCUUCUUCAAAGAGUACAUAUGGCUAGAAAAACACUUGGGAAAGACUGUGUGCCCAAAGAAAUGGUUUGAGUUUGUGUGUUUUUCCGCAGUAAAUCUGUCAUCGUUUGAAUAGGAACGGGCACAGCCCUUCAUGACCCAGCAACAGGUUUGAAGUGGCUGCGAUGCGAGAGAGGAGACUUUAUUAACACACGGCCGCCAGCAAGGACUGGUGAGUGCCGAUGAGCAGAGAGUAACUACUUAGAGCUACUUUGUCCUGUUUCUUUAAAUAAAAUAAAAAAAAAAAAAAUAAUAAAAAAAAACAGAGGGCUGGUUUUGCACAGUUUCUCGGGGUGGGAAGGACUGUAAAUAGAAAUUUCUGGAACCAGGAACUCAAAGAUGCUUUCCACCCUCCCGGUUAACCUUACGCUAAGCUGAGAAUCCUUAUCCCUGUGCUGGCAAGGGGAGACACAAUAACAGACUGACAGCAGGACGAGGAAGGACAUGUCGAAAAACAGUCCAGCAUGCUGCCCCCUACAGGUGUGGCUGCUCAUAGCGGUUGGUCAUUCUCUGCAGGAGCUACAUCACAUAUUAAAGCAUGUGUCACUUUGGUGACUUAAAAAGAGAAGUUGCUUAAAUCCUUAUUUGAAGGAAGAGAGCAUGAUAUAUCCGUCUUAUGCAGCAGUGUAUGAAUCAAAUAAAUUAUUCAAUGACUCGUAAAAGCACGCAGAAUAUAGCAUCUUCGGUAGAGAAAUAAAUAAGCAUACAAGGUACGAUUGCCCAAACGCAGUUCAAUGACACUGCAGACCCAGGAUAAUAAUGCACAGGCAGAGUUCUACACAACGUAGUUCUGCACAGAGAAAAAAAAUUAACAAAAAUAAAAACGAUCAUUUAAAGUAGAUUUCAGUUUCACCUUUUCCCUGCAGACUUCAUGGACAGAUAAAGCAUGUUUAACUUACUCAUCAUUUCCAGUAUAUCUGCAGAACUACGUCAUUUUUCAUGUACAAAACAAUACUUUCCUCUGACAUAAUACCCAGUAUACACAUGGACCCUAUUAGAUUACCAAUCUACAUUCCGUGCUGUGUUGAGGUACAGCAGGGGGCAGGAUGGGGUCAAUUCCUCUCGGUUUCAGUGGCCUACUGCAGUUGAUGGCGGAAAGUGGGAGCUUUACUCACCUAUCGGGUGAGAUCCGACUGCAGUUUACGACUCCAUAUGUAGUCACUGGUGCCAAACCUCAGGACAAUCCUGCUUUCUGCAGGCGACUCGUAAGCCUUGUGAGCUCCACACUGCCCCUGCCCAGAUUCAACAUACACAUAGACAGUGCCAGAUCCAGGAUCAGCGCAGGCCUCCCGCACAAAGUGUUCAGUGUCAGGCCGAGGCAGCUGAUGCUGGAUCAACCCUGGGGUUCCAAACUGCCAAUAACAAACCGAUAUUUGCCAGUCAGGCAUAACUAAUCAACCACAAAUGAACAAACAUUAUUUGAACAGAUGUACUGCAAGCUGUUCUAGCUCCACUGACAAAAGCAGCCUGCUGCUUGGUUAACAGAACCCAAGCCCACGCAGUCUGUGUAGGCCAUGGUGAGUACAUCACCCCAGUGACGUGUUCAACAUCCAUCUUAGCCAGUGCGUGGCAUCUACUGCUUGGGAAAUCGCUCUUUUCAAUUUUUUUUUUUUUUCUCCGAAGCAUUGUCUUUAAAUGUUUUAUAUUUUGUACAUUUGUAUGUAACAUAUAAUGUAAAUAGACAGAGCGAUUUAAAUCAUCAGAGGAAUUUUGUAGUCUUUGUAAAGCCCUAAUAAACGGUAUUCGGUGUUCCAAAAACACCCGAUGUGGUGACUUGUUUCAAAAA
Brienomyrus brachyistius is the source of this 10588-nucleotide messenger RNA. RefSeq names its product neuron navigator 3-like. Gene Ontology annotation, molecular function: ATP hydrolysis activity; protein binding; ATP binding. The transcript is spliced from 38 exons. Lineage: Eukaryota; Metazoa; Chordata; Actinopteri; Osteoglossiformes; Mormyridae. Gene Ontology annotation, biological process: nervous system development; neurogenesis. The record is from RefSeq and is a predicted model, not a curated record. The coding region runs from base 374 to 7360 and encodes 2328 amino acids.